Anisakis simplex (herring worm) is the source of this 237-nucleotide messenger RNA. NCBI's taxonomy places the organism in Eukaryota, Metazoa, Nematoda, Chromadorea, Rhabditida, Anisakidae. The record is from the annotation of a GenBank genome assembly.
AUGACUAGAAGUGAUAUAAUAAUUAGCAUUUGUUCAGCACGUGCGGAGGACUGGGAUCGUGUUGAGGUGGAGUAUCGAACGUUCGUGGGAUGGAAAAGUUGCACGUCGAAUGUUAGGAAAUUCGACGAAUUGCCGCAGAAAUGUCGAGAAUACGUGAAUUUUAUUGAAGAAUUUAUCGGUGUUCCGAUUAAAUGGAUCGGCGUAGGUGAAGAGCGUGAGUCGUUGAUUGUUCGUUGA